This is a messenger RNA of Nematocida ausubeli, 882 nucleotides long. RefSeq lists its product as uncharacterized. The coding region runs from base 1 to 882 and encodes 293 amino acids. The record is from RefSeq and is a predicted model, not a curated record. NCBI's taxonomy places the organism in Eukaryota, Fungi, Microsporidia. The transcript has a single exon.
AUGCUUUGCCUUAUCUUAUAUUCUCAUUUUCAAAAAUUUUUAAUGUAUUAUUCGCUUAUAAACGAGCAAGAAGUUAUAGAUUCUUCUAUAAAUGUGAGUUUGCCCAAUGCGACUACUGAAAGUGGAGUAGAAGCUAAACCAAAUAAUAUGCCUGCUAGUUCAACUGAGGAAAUUGUCAGUUUACAUGAUAAUAGUGUAGAAGAGGCUAAUUCAACUGGGAUAAUUAUUAGUUUACAUGAUAAUAGUGUGAAGCCUACCAAAGAAAAACAUUCUUUCCUAGGAAAGGUAAUUACCAUGAUAUAUGCGGACUUCCUUAUUCCUUUUACGCUUUUUCUUUCAUUAGUACACUACAUUAUGUUCUUUAUGAUUAUUCUAAGAGCAGAAUUUAAAAAUAGCCAUGAAUAUAUUAUGUACGAAAGUCUUAAAAAGUGGUUGGAAGAGUAUGACAAGAUAACUUAUGUUAUAAUUCUAAUUAUUAUUAAUUAUUUGUUAUCAAUAAUGUACCAUUUAUUAUUAGAAAAGGAUUUCUUUUAUACCCAGGGAUUCACUAGAUCCAAACUCGUAAUUAUCGUUUACUAUGGAGUCUUGACACUUGCAGCUAUUGCAAUAGGUCUAGUGUGGGGUAUUUAUAGCACAUUUAAGCUUUAUCUUCUAUCAACAGCCCUUUUGUCUCUUACAAAGCUUUUUAUUGCACUUUUCACGGCACUUUUCCUGAUAUUUGGCUCUUUAAAGAAUGAGUUGAAAAAGAAGUAUGAUACGUCGUCUAUAAAAAAGUCCAAAUUAGUGCUAUUAGCUACUAUGAUAUUUGGGUUCUUCUUUAUCUCAUAUGGAGCUGACCUAUUCUUCUUGAUUUCAGCCUUAGAGUACGUUGAGCUGAAUUAA